This is a messenger RNA of Pocillopora verrucosa, 15550 nucleotides long. RefSeq names its product protocadherin-like protein. Gene Ontology annotation, cellular component: catenin complex; plasma membrane. NCBI's taxonomy places the organism in Eukaryota, Metazoa, Cnidaria, Anthozoa, Scleractinia, Pocilloporidae. Gene Ontology annotation, molecular function: cadherin binding; calcium ion binding. Gene Ontology annotation, biological process: homophilic cell-cell adhesion. The record is from RefSeq and is a predicted model, not a curated record.
GCCUGUAUCUACUCAUUUGUACACAAAAUGAAAGUGUUUAAAACCACGCGUUGGAUCAGAUACAUAAAUCGGAGAUGAUUCAUUCGCUGAAAUGCGCGUAAUUCAAUUGGAAGACAUGGAAAUCACAGAAAACUUUACAUCAGAGGCGCAAUCCCCGCGGCAACAGCGAACAAACUGUUAUUAAGAUUUCAUGAAGAACACUUUUUUAGUCGAGCUUGCGGAUGGACUAAUAUUUUUCGUUCACGCGUGAAUCCCGUUGUCUGAGGAAACUAUGAGACGUAAAAGGAUUUCACCAUGUGUGCGUUUCCCGAAAAGUUGCCAUAUAUUGGUAGGAUUUAUUUGUUUUACCUUCUUCGUCCAGAAUUCAACAUCGCUUGAAACUGUUGAGAUAUUCGAGGGUUUGCCGCCCGGCAGUGCAGUUUUAAAGUUGAAACGGAAACCAGGCAUCGUUUACUCUCUUCAUCGAGAUUCCUCCACCGCGGACGGAUUAAGUUUGUUUUACAUUGACUCAAAUGGAGUGCUUACUUCUAAAGUAACAUUGGAUUACGAAGACGAGCGCGGAAAUGAAUUCGAUUUACUGGUAAUUUCGCGGGAAAUCUCAAAAGCAGAGGGUGGAUUUGGAAGUAUAGUACGCGUUCGAAUACUCGAUCGCAACGACAACCCACCCAAGUUUCCCAACGAUUUGUACACUUGUUCCAUGUUGGAAAAUAGUGGCAUUGGAACUUACGUUCAGGGUCUUGAGAAUGUUUUUGCCAGUGACUUGGAUAGCGGCAAAAACUCUGUGCGAAAGUACAGCAUCGUGGGUGGAAAUGAGGCGGGAAAGUUUGAUGUUGAUGUCAAGGAGCUCGAUGGUGUGAAGUUUUUGCGUCUCAAAACGAAAGCGCCUAUUGAUAGAGAAGAAACCCCGUUCUUCGUGUUAACCGUCAAGGUGGAAGACGGAGGAAUUCCUUCACUGUCAAGUGCCACUCAGAUACGAGUCAACAUCCUCGACGAAAAUGAUCAAACACCCACAUUUCAACCACCGAUUUAUUCUGUUGCUGUCAGCGAAAAUGUACCUGUUGGCACUUCCGUUACACAGGUGAAGGCUUUUGAUAGCGACGUGGGAACAAACGCUGAAAUUUAUUAUUACUUUAAACCCGAAGACGAGUUUUUCAUUGUUAAUGCUCAUACGGGAGUUGUAGAAACAGCUUGCGAACUAAAUUUCGAGAAAGGAAAUUCAUUUGAUCUCACAGUGUAUGCGGUAGAUCGAGGCAAAACUCCUCGCCAAGCAGAAACUAUUGUACGAAUUCGCCUAGUCGAUAUAGAAAGCUACCCUCCUUUGCUUGGAGCUAAUUCUGCUGAAUCGGCACCACCUGUCUUUCAAAAACAGACACACUUCGUGAGAAUAAGAGAGGAUUUUCCGGUUGGUGGUGCAGUAGUCCGCGUGAAUGCCCAUCAGGGAAGCCAUCCACGGCACUAUGAGAGAGCGUGGCGGUAUAUUAUUGUUAACAAUCCUGCUUCUAUGUUCCACAUUAAUCCUCGAAGCGGGGUCAUUACUCUUCGUGAACCUUUAGCAUUUGAAAAUCAAACUUCUUUUUCGCUUGUUGUUAAAGCACAAGAUGAACAGUCCAAAGAUUUGUAUAAAUCACACGCCCGAGUUGAGAUAGUAAUAGAAGACGUUAAUGAGAAUUAUUUCGCGCCAAUUUUCUCUCGUUCAAUUGCGGUGGUAUCAAUCUCAGAGAAUUCAGAAAAAAAUACCGUCGUUUCAGCGCUUUCAGCUUCUGACGCUGAUGAUGGUAGCAAUGGGGAAAUUGUAUACAGUGUAGUGGGAGGCUCAGGACUGGGUAAAUUUAACAUUGACGAAAACACUGGACAAGUACGAUCGAUCGUUCGUUUCAACCAUGAAAUGGAUUCACAGUUUGACUUGCACGUGCGGGCGAGCGACCGCUCAAAACAACCGCUUCAUUCGAAAGCAUACUUAUUUAUUAGAUUACAGAAUGGAGGAAAGAAAAGGCCUUUCUUCCACAGUCCACGACAGCUUGUCAGUGUUCGCGAAAACAGCGCAAAGGGGACUUUUGUAGCUCUGGUGAGAGCUAAACUUCGAACGCGGAGAUUGAACGAUAAAAGACUAUUGGAGUAUUUUAUUUCUAGCGGAAAUGAGGGCGGCAAGUUUUCCUUGAAUUCCACUUCAGGGGUAAUUUCAACUGCUGACCACCUUGAUCGUGAAAGUAAAGAUCUGUAUAUACUUAAUAUUUAUGCCCAUAUUAAGGGUGCUCCAUUAUCAAUGAGCUCACCCCUCCAAGUUGUUGUCACAGUUUCUGAUGAGAAUGAUAACAGCCCAUCAUUUGAAAAACACAAGUACAAGGUUUUUGUCACAGAAAACAUUGGUAAUAUAUCAAAUUUGCUAUGUCUAGCAGCCCAUGAUCUUGACACUGGUGAGAAUGGACACAUCACAUACUCUAUAAUCUCUGGUAAGGGGCCAUUUGCCAUCAACCCUGUCCUGGGCGUGUUAUCAGUCAAAAGAUCUCUAGAUUAUGAGAAGCAGUCAGUGCAUAGACUUGUUAUACAAGCAGAAGACAAUGGUGUGCCAUCCCGCAAGACAACAGUGGACGUUACCAUUGUUGUGGAAGAUGCUAACGAUGCACCUGUUUUUUCUCAGGAUCAUUACGAAGUGACCAUAUUAGAAAACACCGAUGUCGAAGAUACUGUGGCUGUGCUAACCACUUCUGAUCAGGACCGAGACAAGAAUGGAAAAUUCACUUGCAGCAUGGAAAACAUGGACUUGGAGACCAUGGACACUUUUCAAGUGAGAAGAACGCCUGAAGGCUGUGCUCUGGUUCUAACUGGUUACUUGGACUGGUACCGUGCGAAUAAGUAUUCCUUCUCGGUCCGCGCCACUGACAGUGCUGAGAGCGCGCAAAGGAAGUCAGUCACGGCUAAUGUCACCAUUCGCGUACAAGACACGAACAACCACGACCCGGAGUUUUUGCAGGCGUCUUAUUGGGUUGCUUUACCUAACGACGCCAACAUGGGUGCAACUGUACUGACGGUCAAAGCGCGCGACCUGGAUGAGGGUAAAAACGCUGAUAUACGAUACAUACUUACCAAUGACGUCUUUAGUAUUCAUCCAACCAAAGGUAUCAUCACGCUUAAGCAAGGGUUGGGAUCUGUCACCCGCAAGAAAUAUGAAUUUUCAGUCAGAGCAACCGACCAGGGAACGCCUAACAGACAGACUGCUGUGAGUGUUUCUGUGACCGUUCACCCCCUGUCUUACAUCCCUCCAAUAUUUCUGAGGUCUGAGUAUCGCAAAGUAAUCCCUGAGACUUUCAAAACAGGUGCUGCGCUGCUGACGGUGCGUGCACGGAAGAGUCUGGGUUUUGGUGGGUCUGUCAAGUACUUCAUUGUAGGGGGUGAUCCACUAAAUCAGUUCAGUGUGGGAACUCGGAGUGGCGUUCUUACCCUCAAAAAACAGUUGGAUUACGAAAGAAUUAAUCACUACAUGUUGGUUGUACGCGCUGUGCAAAGUGGACUAUCACCUUCAUUGCCAACCGAGGUUAAAGUUUUUGUAAAUGUCACAGACGUGAACGAUAAGUCCCCACGGUUUGCUCUUCCAGUGGAUCCGUUUGUGAUAACUGUGGAUGAAUUUCAACCCCCAGGAACUCUCAUUGCCGUUUUGAAAGCAUAUGACAGAGACACAGGCAAUAAUUCCCUUAUCACCUAUAGACUGGAAGAUGCUAACUUUAAAAUUCACUCAUACCUUGGAACUCUAUCGACCAAGCUUGAAUUAUAUCAUUCUCAAGGAACCUCACGAUCUUUCGUUGUCACGGCAACCGACUCAACACCCCCAUACCGAAGUGCUACAGCCAAUGUGGUGGUCAUGAUAAAAAAGGCCGCCCCUCCCCCAAGGUUCCCCAAUUCGGAGUUGGCCGAAUACGUGCAAGAAGACACAGACGUUGGUAAGUCCCUAGUGCAGUUGCGUUCCCUCGCAGAGAGUCGUUUCACCUUAAAGUACUGGGUAACAGACGGUAACCAAGAUAACCAAUGGUGUGUAGACACGACUGGUCAUAUACGAGUCAAUAAACCGCUGGACCAUGAACAGAAGAAAUCCUUUCACCUUAAAAUCAAGGUGGAUGAUGGCAUAACGACUCAUAUCGCACCGUCCGUCUUGUUUACGGUGGAAGAUGUGAACGACAACGUUCCUACGUUUAGCGCAAACACAUACAAGUUCUACGUGUCCGAGAAUUCACCUGCCUUCCACACAGUCGCUAAAGUGUAUGCAAAAGAUCGCGAUGAAGGCUCCAACAGCGAGAUAAAGUAUUCAAUAGUUGGAGUAGAGGAUACUCGUUCCAUUGGAAAAUUUGAAAUCGAUCCAACAUCCGGUCACUUGAAAACAACUGGGGUGCUAGACAGAGAGUUUAUGGAGCAGCAUGUGAUCAUGGUGGAAGCAGAGGAUGCUGGGAAACCUUCGCUGAGUAGCCUGGCACGCCUUACUGUAAUUGUUAAAGAUGAGAAUGAUAACAGUCCAGUGUUUGCCACAGACUUGUUUAGGGCUUCGGUACCUGUUGAUGCCAAGGUUGGGUCCAGGAUUUUUUCAGUGAUAGCGUCAGACAUGGAUUGGGGAGAGAAUAGGCUUUUGAGUUACUCAGUAAUUGCCGGUAACUCUGAGCAGUUCAUCGCUGUCGACCCAAUUGAUGGAACUGUCACUGUGGCCCGUCUUUUUACGUCGCUGAAGGCAAUCAAUUUUACAGUAAUGGCACGCGAUCAGGGUCAGCCUACCAGAAACGCUACUGCUGACGUAAUUGUUACGAUUCACGCCAUUGAGGGCCCUCCAAGAUUUCUGGCUUCAGCUUAUGACGCGCGUGUAGCAGAAAACAAGAAAGCGGGAACUAAGGUCAUUCGUGUGCAAGCAGCAAGUGUCGAUCCUGUUAUUUCGUAUAAAAUAUUGAAUGGAAACUCUAGAAAACAUUUUCAUCUGAAUGUAGAAACGGGAUUGCUAACUACAACUAGAUCCCUUGAUUACGAAAAAUUUACGCGUUACCAGCUUGUUGUUAUGGCAAUAGACAGUAGCAAUCGAAUGAAUUACGUCAAAGUUGUUGUACACGUGAUUAACGUCAAUGAUAAUGAACCUUACUUCGUGGAUAUACAUAGCGGUAUUAUUGAAGGACAGGUGUUAGCUGACGCCAUCGUCAACAGUCACGUGAUGUGGCUUAAGGCACGCGACCGAGAUGUUAGUGACGUCAUUAGCUACAAGAUACACAACGAGAAAGCGGCUUUGUAUUUUACUGUCGACUCUGAAGGAAGCUUAAGGACCAGGAGAGCACUACAAGAACUUCAGUCACCGUUCGUUUUCAAAAUUGAAGCUUUGGAUAAUGGGAUUCCUUCUAGGAGUACUUUUACGUCGGUGAGACUUGUUUUCUUGAGGUAUCAUACUCAACAGAGAGAGCUGCAGGUGCUUGUCCCUGAAGACGUUAAGCAAGACGUCGUGCUCAUUAAAAUAAUAGAUUCAGCAAAAAUUGUAAAUCCGAGCUUUUCGAUCAUUUACCCUGUCGGAGCACCUUUUCGUAUAGACAGUGAAAGUGGGGAGGUGCGAACCUCCCGUCCUCUAGAUUAUGAGACUACACAGAAUUACAGCUUAAUACUGCAAGUGCAAGACUCCAAAAAUGGCAAAGAAUACAGCAAUAUAGACUUAGUGGUUGAAAUUGAAGACGUAAAUGAUAACUCCCCCAGCUUUACUAUGGAGAAGGAGGACGGGAUAUACAUCGCUAAGAUCAAUAGAAAUCCUGUCCAGGGUACGGUGUUGUACACGCUUACAGCUUCAGAUCGAGAUUCUAGAGGCCAUUUGCGUUACUCGCUGGUCAGCAGUAGUGGCGAAAACGCUGUGUUUGAGGUGGAGGCCGAGAGUGGGAGAGUGAAGACAGUCACUCAACAGGUGUUAAUGGCCGACUUUUACAACAUCACUGUGAUGGUGAGUGACAGUGACACGCCUUCUCGUCACACUCAGGCCAUACUGCAUGUGCAAGUUGGAGAAUACUUGCCCACCUUCAGUCGGGAAGAGUACGUGUUUAGAGUCAAGGAGAACACGCGGAAAGGAUUCACUAUCGGCCGCAUUAAGGCGCACAGCUACUCUGGAGCGUCUCUUUCAUACACUGUAGUGCACGGAAACGUUCAUAAAAAAUUUAUCCUGGACAGCAACACAGGGCGUCUAGCUCUCCCCAAUCCUCUGGACUAUGAACGUGACUCCAAUGUUUACUACAUCAGGAUAAGAGCGGUCGAGGUUGGUGUUACUCAGCGCCAGUCCUCCGAAGUCAACGUCCAAGUCCUCCUCAAAGAUAUGAAUGACAAUGCUCCUGAAUUCUCUCAACAACGCUACAGGUACAUUUUACCAGAAAGUGCUCCUGUGGGGACAAUGGUGUUGGUUGUUUCAGCCCGUGACAGCGAUUCAGGGGUGAACGGACAGUUUAGAUAUUACAUGAAUAGUAGAUACUUUUCUGUAAAUCCUUACACUGGGGAGAUCACCACAACAAAACCGCUGGAUUAUGAGACCGCGCGCUCACACACCUUUGAUGUAAUGGCGCAAGAUGGCGGGAAACAGGUGCUUCACGGGACGGCGCGAGUGGAAGUGACGUUACAAAAUGUAAACGACAAUCCACCGCGGUUCUCACAGACGGUUUAUAAUUCACACGUGAAUGAGGAUGCUGGCCCGGGUGAACUGGUGACGACUGUUCAAGCAAGUGACCUUGAUCUCGAUCCAGUCUCCUACAGUAUUAUCUCAGGUGAUGAUAACAGCAAUUUUGUGAUAGACAACCGGACGGGUGUCGUGCGAUUGGUUUCACACAGGGCACCAAGCCUUGUAGGUCCGUACUACGAGCUGAACAUAAGUGCCUCAGAUGGCCUUCACACAAGCCAAGCCGUGUUGAUAGUGGCUAUUCAGGAUAUCAAUAAUCACAAACCAGUGUUCAAAGACUGCGACAAGUACAAACCGGUUAUCUCAGAAAACGUUCGUCCUGGAUCCUCAGUUAUUCAGGUCAGUGCUGAAGAUAGAGACAUGGGUCAGAACGGAGAAGUUAGUUAUCACAUUGAGCGGCCUUCUACCGGGAUACGCUACUUUAAAAUAAAUAGUGCUUCCGGUCUGGUAACAACUGCCGUGACCUUUGACCGUGAAGAGAAGCGAUCCUACCAGAUAAGGAUCACGGGAAAGGACGGAGGACCUGGCCAAGAAGAAGGAGAGAGGCUGAUGGGAUUCUGUCAACUGGAAAUUAGAAUCGACGACGUCAAUGACAACGAUCCAGUUUUUAGUAGCAAAACAUUCAUAACCAAUGUAAAGGAGGACCUUGAAAAAGGGCAUAUAGUACUUCAUGUAACCGCUACCGAUAAGGACGCCGGUAGUAAUUCGCUUAUAACGUACUCUCUUGAAAAACCAAACAAGCAGUUUCUGAUAUCCAACAGCACGGGAAUUAUAACCACUAAAGGUCCAUUGACCUCGACAAAGUACAACUUCAAAGUGAUUGCCCAAGAUAAUGGAAACCCGCGGCGGUCUUCUAAAGCAGAUGUAGAAAUCAGUGUUUACAAAGCUGGGAAGGACCCGCCAAAGUUCACAAAAGAUGUGUACAUCGCGCGUGUUCGCGAGGAUGUGCGGCAAGGGUAUAGAGUUGAGCGCGUGUUGGCCACAAGCCCAAAUCAGAUUUAUUACAGUAUUGUGAAUUAUCCACAGCCGGUUAAUAUCGACCCGGUUCAAGGAAUAAUAACGACUCAGCGCACCCUUGAUUACGAAUUAGCGUCAAAUUACACAAUACACAUUCUUGCUCAAGAUAAUCAAGAUCCACCGCUUAUGUCGUUCGCUCGGCUUGAAAUUCUCGUGGAAGACGUCAAUGAUUCACCCCCUCAGUUUCCGGUGUCAAAAUAUGAAGGACAAGUUGCUGAGAAUUCACGGAUCGGUAGCUCUGUCAUCGAAGUGAAAGCCGAUGACCCGGAUAAGGGUGAAAAUGGAAUGGUUUCUUACACUUUCAAAGAAAGCUAUAAGUCAUUUGAGCUAAACUCUAAGAGGGGGCUCAUUACCACCAAAAAGAUAUUUGACCGUGAGGAGACUGGACGCUACACCUUGAUAGUAGAAGCACGUGACCAUGGAGAUCCUCCCAAAUCGUCAAGUUGUAUUGUGGAUGUCAUAAUCAGCGAUCAGAACGAUAACCCUCCUGUGUUUGAGCAGACUGUGUACAAUGCGAGUGUUCACGAAGAUGCUUCCAGGGGAACAAACAUUCUUGAAGUAUCUGCAGUGGAUGACGAUAUUGGAAACAAUGCUGUGGUGAACUAUUUCAUCACGGCAGGAAAUACCCGAGCGGCGUUUGCGAUUAACAAGGAUCUUGGACAAAUUGUGGUGGCGAGUUCGUUAGAUCGCGAGACACAAGAUUAUUACCAGUUGAAGAUUAAAGCACUUGACGGGAAAAACUCUGGUACGGCUGUGGUCAACAUACACGUCAAAGAUGCCAAUGAUAACACCCCCGUGUUCACCAACACCACGUAUGUAGCUAAAGUUUACGAAAACCAGCCUGCCGGGAGUUACGUCACGACGCUGUCGGCGUCUGAUAAGGAUCUCGGACUGGGCGGAGCGUUCUUGUUUUCGAUCAGCGGUCAGGGUAAGGACGCUUUUGAUAUCGACCCGAAUACGGGUAUCGUAACGACUAUCAAACCUCUAGACCGAGAAGCUAAAGGGCGCUACGACUUCCUUGCGUUUGCCACUGACAAUCCUAAUGCAGAACCAGGCUCUCGGAGGACCGGCUCCUGCGAUGUGGUGGUUUGGAUCCGGGACGUGAAUGACAAAAGGCCGCAUUUCCCGGAUGAUGUAUAUGAGGGCACUGUGAAAGAGAACCAGUUGCCAGGCGCUCGUGUCAUGGUCUUGUCGGCAGUCGACGAAGAUGAUCCAAAUGAAAACGGAAACGCUGUUAUAUCUUACGAGUUAAUCGAUGAUGCAGGUGGACUGUUCAAAAUCGAUCGCGACUCGGGAUUAAUCACGACGCGAAGGAGACUAGACCGAGAAACUGACGACGAGUACCAACUGGUUGUUAAUGCUACAGACCGAGGUCGACCGGCGCUAUGGGGUCAAGUGGAAGUCAUGAUCAGGGUGGCGGAUGACAACGAUCAUCCGCCUCGGUUUACUGAGCAGACGUUUGUCGCUAGUAUUUUCGAGAACGCAUCUAUUGAUUCGUCUGUGAUGAAACUCAAGGCCACGGACGAAGACAUCGGUAGUAAUUCUAGGUUACGCUACAGUAUAAUAGCAGGGGCUGCUGAUUUGGAAGAGGAUGGUAGUAGAAUGUUUCGCAUUGUGGAAGAUACUGGAGUCCUUCAGGUAGCUAGAAGCUUAGAUUAUGAGACACAGAAGCAGUACACUCUAAAAGUCAAGGUGAGUGAUUCUAGUUCUCCAUUCUUUAGCGACAAAGCAGAUGUAAUGAUCACCGUUCAAGAUUACAAUGACAAUCCCCCAGUCUUUAACCCCGUAUCAUACGCGCAAAAAGUCAAUGAGGAUGUCACCCCUGAGUAUUUUCUCAUGAAAGUUACCGCCACGGACUCGGACUCGGGCAGCAACCGAGAUUUCAAGUUUUCAAUUUUUGAGGGCGAUCCCGACGGACAGUUUCGUAUUGACCCGGAACGGGGAAACCUCUAUGUUCACCGCAGGCUGGAUAGGGAGAAACGAGCAGUUUACUUGCUCACUGUUAGAGCUACGAAUACUGCAACGCCUCCCUUAUAUGGUCACGCCUCAGUUAAAAUCACCUUGAAUGACGUGAAUGACAAUGGUCCAACUUUCCACCCAUCAGAAAUUCACUUCAGUAUCAAAGAAAACACUGAACCUCCUCAGUACUUAGGAAAAAUCAGCGUUGAUGAUCCAGAUCUUGAUCCUCCUAACGGAGCUCCGUUCUUCUUCGAGAUCGUCAAUGGCAACGAAGAAGGCCUCUUUGAGCUGAAUAACAGAACAGGAGAGAUAUUUACACGAAAAAGGUUUGACCGGGAAGAGCGCGAAUCUUACAGGCUGGUUGUAGCUGCGACGGACAGUGGCAAGCCUAAGAAAGAUUCGAAGACCUCACUCUUUGUGCACAUUUUAGAUGUCAAUGACCAUCAACACUCGGUAGGAAUAUUAAAUCUCGAGCUAAAUUCGUAUCAGGGCAAGUUUCCAGGGGGGAAGAUCGGAAAAAUGUACGUAGUGGACAAAGACAUUGAUGAUGACCGACAUUAUAAGUUAAUAUCCAACAGCUCCCGAUAUUUCACUAUCCAGCCAACGACAGGAAUGAUAAUAAGCCAGCCGAAUCCUCCUGAAGGAAAUCACUUUUUGUCUGCCAUAGUUUCUGAUACUAACAGCUCAUUCAAAUCAGUGAUCUGUUCCGUGUUCAUCAAAGUCAAGCAAGUUUCAGCUGAAGCUGUCCACAACAGUAUGGCGAUAAGACUGGGGGGUGUUUCGCGUAAAACGUUUGUCAGUUCAGUUCUAGCGAGAUUUAAGGAGUCAGUGGGAAGCAUUCUUCAAACGGACGAAGACAACGUGGAUUUAUUUAGCGUCCAGGAUGCACCAAGGGCACCACGAGCCAUCGACGUCAGGUUUGCAGCGCAUGGAAGUCCUUACUAUGCCCCUGAGAAAAUGAUCGCUAUCCUGAAGAACAACCGACCCAGCUUGGUCAAAGCAAUGGCUGUGUUUGACGUGAAAGUUUUGGCUGUGGGUGUAGAUGAAUGUCUGCAUGAGCCCUGUGAAUCUGGUGGCUGUACAAAUGUAUUGCUCGCCAAUGGAGAAGUGGAAGUGAUUUCUGUGAAAACAACGUCUUUUGCGUCCAUUGUGGCGAUCCUAGAACCACGCUGUGAUGAUUGUAUGGGGAAGCAAAAAGAAACAACGAGGUGUGAAUCGGAGUGGUGUUUAAAUGGAGGCACGUGCUUGGACACUCCUCAAGGACACAAGUGUCGGUGUCUUAAAGGUCACAAUGGUCCCAACUGUGAAUUUUCAACGCGAAGCUUUGAGCAUGGUGAGUGGCUGUGGCUUCCAGCACCGGAACAAUGCAGUGUGGGUUCCCUGUCACUGGAGUUUGCCACCCGCGAAGCAAAUGGGCUGCUGUUGUAUGGAGGUCCAACUUCCCCUGUGCGGGAGGGAGACGUGCAUGAUUUUAUCACACUUGAACUGGCCGGCGGUAAGAUUCUCGUGACCAUGUCUCUUGGGGACCGUAAUGAUGUGGUGCGCGCUGGAGUUACUGGUGGGAUGGACCUGAACGACGGUGAAUGGCACCAUAUUGAGGUCUACCGGGACGGAUCAUUUGUGCGUGUAACAGUUGAUAAGUGUAAAGGAGUACCGGUGGUGGUCGAAGAAAUGUAUCGCUGUUCUUCCACAGCAAAAUUGAGCAAAAAGAACAAGUUUUUGAAUUUAAACGGGCCCUUACAGUUGGGCGGGGUGUCAACGACUAAUCUUCUCUACCCAAACCUGACUGUUACCAAUUACGAAGGCUGUAUACGGAAUGUGAUAAAUCAGGGCAGGUACUACGAUCUGAAGACCCCUAUCCGCAGAAAUGGCACCAAAGAAGGAUGUCCUAUGGUGGAUCAACAUUGUAGGAGCCACCAGUGUGACGCCCUGUCCAAAUGUGUUCCUUCUUGGACUGGUUACUCAUGUCAUUGCCCCUUUGGUUUCACCGGUUCCACGUGUGGCAAAAGGACACGUGCCUUGUCCUACGCGGAGGGUAGUUAUACUAAGUACCUUUUUUACGAGCGCAAGAUCAACAAGGAACAGCGGGAGACUAAGAUCCAAAUGCAGAUUAGAACACGUGACCCGGACGGAGGUGUACUAAUGUACAAUAACGGAAGUAAAGAAGGCCGCUUUAGUUUACUUGAGGUGGUGCCAUAUGAUAUUGACGGGGAUGGGGAAAGUGAGGUGAUUGUUACAUAUACGUUGGGUUACAAGAACCAAUCCUCUUCAGUUUUGCAACUGACCGGCGUCAACGUGGGCAAUGGUCAGUGGCAUAAUAUAAGCGUGGUACGGGAGAGAACACACGUAACGCUUUCCGUGGACUCUGACGGCGAUGGAUAUUCCGUGACAGAGCAACUUGGCAUAGAACACACUUUGUUCACUAUGGAUCCCACGCGGAACUUCAUUGGGGGUGUCCCGCCAUCUAGCACAUCCUCGCGUCGCCGUGCUGACAUUGGAAAAGAUUUUGUUGGCUGCAUAAAUGAUGUGAGAUUCAACGGACAUUUACUCUAUUAUUACAAUGGAACAAAUGCUUUAGGAAACGCUCUAUCUGUAGGGGUCAGUGAAGGUUGCUUGGCAGAACCCAUGUGUGAACCUAACCCGUGCAACAUCUCUGAAUGGUGCCGAGACGUGUGGCGAAAGUUUGUCUGCCUUCCUCGUCUGUGUACCGGGCAGCCUUGUAAGAAUGGAGGCACAUGCUUCGAAGGGGCUGAUUCCAGAGGAAACAACAAAUUCUUCUGUAAAUGUCCUUUAGGUUUCGAGGGCGCUCUUUGUGAUGUGCGUGGCCGGUCCGUGGUUGUUACUGAAGUAACUGGCGCUAGAUUAGAGGACGGCUUAAUUAUCGGGUUAGCAGUCUUGGUAGUGACGCUGAUUUUAUCAGCUAGCAUUCUAUUCGUGUACCUCCGCCGCUCCCAACCGCAGAAGCGUGACGUUUUUGUCGAAGAAGAUCAGUUUAAGCGGGACAACGUCGCCAAUUACCGCAUUGAGGGAGGUGGAGAAAUGGACCUAGAAGAAGAAGAUCAAGUGAGGGACAUUUUGAGAUCCUUUGAAACGAACGAUUUCAGUCCGUGUCAAAAUAAAAAGUUUAAACUAUCGGGAAGCAACGGUGACGUCAGCGGAUCAUAUUUUGUCCUUACCCCACUUAAAAGGGAGGUCAUUGGAAGACAACCCAACGGAAUGCCUGAUUCCAAACCUGUUCAAAGGUCUGGUAAACCGGAUAAACAAGAUAUACAGCGCUCUUACUCCCAGGAAGGCUCUGAUCAGGAGCCCCCGGACUCAUCUUCGUCACCGUCAGCAGUAUCCACUCCUGAACGGCGCAGGCGUGUUCGUACCUCUUCCAAAGGAGAUAUUGUGGAAAGACAUAGUCCAGAAGGGGGUGAGGAAGGGGUUGAGGGAAGUCCAACUCGGAAACUGGCGGAAGUGUUCGGAUUGAGCGAAGAAGAACAAGAGGGAAUGAGAUCACCGCCGGAAGGAUUUUCGUCGCCAGAAAAGUACGAAAGCUUGAGUAAAAGAGAGCGUGGAAAUGGUGCUUCGUUGCAGAGACCUAACAAAACAGAAGAAGAAUCUAGAAAACCUCCACAGAAUAUGGAAGAAUCACAUCUAUCUUACAAUGGCGCGGAAUCCUUCGCAAUGGAGAACCCACUAUCGCGUCCUAAUAGUGACUUACCCAGCUCGGCUGUAGAAGAUGGAUUCCCUCCCGUUCAACGGAACUCUAUCCCCCCGCGGAAACCUCCACGAGCCUGCUUUCCUAGGGGAGUACCACCCCCACCGGGUAACUUCAUACCGGAGGAUGCAAUGCAGAGAUUUUAUUAUGAGGGGGCUGGUUCCCCUACUAUCUCGCUAAGCACUCUGGGAGACACGGAGGGCGAGUCGGAAGCGGAUGAUAAUUAUGAUUAUGUGAAUCAGAUGGGAGAUAAGUUUAAGAAACUGGCGCGUAUUUGCGGACAGACUCCUUCGGUAACCUUCAGUCCUCACGAUGAGGUCAUCGGAGAAUAGAGCUAGGAAAGUGGUCAGAACUGAACGAGAUGCAUUGCUCUAUCACCGAGAACAUGAUGAUGAAGAGCUCCUGAAAUGAAAAAUCGGAAUUGAGACACUAACCUACCCCACCCUGUCGAUGACAUUAAAUCAUUAGCUAAGCUUAGACUGAUAAAACUCUUUACGUUGUAAAGAGCAAGAGAGGGUGCGGUAGACACAAAGACAACAUUUUAGAUUGCCAAAGGCGAGGUCUCGGAAUAAUAAUACCAAGAAGUGUGGCUUAAAAAUCAAGACUACUGAUUCUUAGGUUCGGACACGUAACAUCUGCGCACAAAGUUAAUCUCAACCCUUUCAUUUCUUUCAGUGAUCUGUUCCUCGUUACCUAUUUAAGGUGUUCGAGUUCAUAAUAAGAAUAUAGACAAACGACAAAUAGCUGACUGCGUGCACGAUUGCCGAAGGGUGAAAUCUUUGUGCACACAAAUACUGUUAAAGAGUCAAGCAAACAAAUAGUUCAGAUAUUGAUAGAUCGUUAAAAUGGAGCAGUGAAAAACCGUUUUCUUUCACUCUUGGAAUGAAAGGGUUUUGAUAAGCAUUUCAGUUAAAAAAAAAGAAGCUUAUUAACUCUGACUCAAUGCCAGCUCGAACUGGGCCGACGUUAAAAAUAAUUGAAAACGUGAUCGUCCAUCAAACGCUCGAAAUAUUUUGAAAUAUUUCCAGCAUCUAAUGAACGCUUGUAGUGUUAAAAAACUCAGAAAGACAAUAAACUGCAUGUAAGUUAUGAAAGAUAUGCUGAUAGAAAAGUAUAGAGAAAGGGUUUUUUUGGAAGACUUUGAAAUGAUCAAGCCCUCGCAUCUUCUUGUCUCCUACACUUUUAGAUACGAACCUAAGAUAACUUACUACGUGUGCUAUGUUGUAUAUUUGUGGAAAAGCUCACACGGAGAAUCGGUAACUUUAGUCGCAGGAGAUUAGUCUAAAUUAAAGGACACUAAAGUUGUUUCCCAGCGAUGUUAGUCACGUUUUGCUCAUGUUGAUUAUUUUUUGUGAUUUUUAUUAGGAAAUAAAUGAUGAGAUUUGGUUUUCUUAGCUCAAUUAAUAAUGGUAAUUGCACUGAGUGGAGUGCAAUUUGGGCUGAAAUCAUACGCGUGAUUUUAGACCGAAAUUGCACGACACUAGGUUCAAUUACCACUUUAUUACAUCUAUUUUGAAAUCGCCCAAAUACAGGACUUGGUCAGUUCAAAUGUUUUAUUGAUGCAGUACUGAGCCGGUAUGAAAUUAAAUUCAUGUCCAUUUUUUGGGGGGAAAAAGUAAGUUGAGAAACAAAAGUUGCAAAAUUUGCCUCAUGAUACUCCUUGUCUUUCAUUUUCCUGCAAUUUGAUCGGUUACUUUAAACAAGCCUUAAAAUCUGAUUGUUUGUUUUGUUUUUAGUGCAGCCUCCUCGUUGGCUGGGAAAAAGAUGCGAUUUAAAGCAAAAAAUGGUGCGAUUCGUGAAUAAAUCGCAUCAAUUAGAGCCAAUCAGAUUACAGGAACCACCAGUGAUUUCAAAACGGGUGUAAUAAAAAGGAAUAUCGUUUCUGGAAUGUACCUAUCUCCAGUACUAAGUGAUAAUAUCUUAUAUUUUCUAGAGUUAUAAUGUUAUAUUUUGAUAUUUGAAAUUAUGUAAAAUAAUUUUAAUCCCCUGUAAGAGUUUUUGAACAUGCGCCGGUGUUUAGGGUGCAGUAAAACAUCCGAAAAUAAUUUGUUUUACCUUUGAGUUAGUUAUAAUCAUUGAUUUACUAUGAGGAACCAUUUGCUGACUCCAAGUUCUCCGUCUAAUCAGUAAGAGUUAGUUAAGUUUAAAAGAGUUGUAACGGGAAGGUUUUUCCGUCGGAUUGAGUUUAAGACAGUCGUUAAAAAACC